Molecule: messenger RNA, 878 nt
Organism: Aspergillus ruber CBS 135680
Lineage: Eukaryota; Fungi; Ascomycota; Eurotiomycetes; Eurotiales; Aspergillaceae
Product: ankyrin repeat domain-containing protein
Exons: 2
Coding region: 274-873 (199 amino acids)
Molecular function (GO): protein binding
Source: RefSeq, a predicted model, not a curated record
CGAGAUACACGAGAUGGUCGCACCGCACUUUCACUUGCAGCGGAACUGGGCGAUGUUGAGAUAACAGAGAAUCUCUUAAAGGAUGGAGCCGAAGUGAAAGCACUUCAAUACGGUCUCAGCAAGCGUUAUAUAGGUAAUGCUUUUGAUGAGCAGCCUAUGUUGGUCAGUGGUCGUCUUCCAAUCAAUCCAUUGGGCUGCGAUUAAAAGGCAUAGCGCGAUCGUGGAACUGUUGCUGCAAUAUGAAGCAAAUCCAAACGCACGGAAUACCGCUGGAUGGUCGGUUCUUCAAGCUUGUAUGAAAAAGAUCGGUAUUCCGUCAAACUACUGCUGCAGCAUGGUGCAGAUGUUGACACUAGAUGUUAUAGUCGUGGAUGGACCGGGGUUCACAAAGCUGCCAAUUCAAGCUCAGUUGAAAUAUUCAAGGUCCUACUUGAAUACAAUCAUCUACUCGACGUACCCGCCGCCCGACAAGAAGCCUUCGCCCCGUUACGCCUAGCCACAAGAGCAUGUGUCCUCGAAAUGUCGAACAUCCUGAUAGAUAGAGCAAACCCCAACUCCCUGAUUACUCGAAGACAUCAUACCCUCCACCUGGCUGCAGCCGGAGGCUGGGUAGACGGACUCGAUUUGCUGUUGGACAGGGGCGCAUCGAUCAACGCGCAGGAUGCUCGUCUUCGUGAAACACCAUUACACAAAGCAGCACGAAACCUCGAAAUGGCGACCAUCAAAAUAUUAUGUGCGCGGGGUACAAACACGGAGCUGAGGAAUAUCGACGGCCUAACUUAUGAGUCUGUUUUGGGAUGUGCGCAGCGAAACCCUAAGGAUUGGCAUGUCGAGCCGAAAUUGGCCUCGUUUGUAGUUUUUAUUAAGGCAUAAAUGCC